AUGGCCGUUGACGGCAAUAAAGAAGACCAGAUGUCUUCGUCUCAUAAACCUUCCAAAACCUUGCACCCUGCGUAUUCGGUUACUAACCUUCAAUCCAAGAUACGUACCCUUGACGAUACUAAGGUCGCCUAUACCUCUUGGGUUAAACUUUUCCGUUUACAUGAUGUCGCCUAUCAAGUGCUCGAUCAUUUUGACGAGACACCACCACCUGCUGAAACAGACCCUGAGUUUCAGUCUUGGAAAGAACUAGAUGCUUUAGUUCUUCAAUGGAUACUCAGCACCGUAUCCGAUAACCUGCUGCCCCGUGUGAUGGAUAAUACGACCAUUGCUCGACACGCAUGGCUGAAAUUGGAGAAGAUCUACCUGAGUAAUAAGAAAGCAAGGGUUGGGGCGCUUGAAACUAAGUUCUGUAAUCUGACCUUGGCCGCUUACUCCUCUUUAGACAACUAUUGUGAGCGAUUCAAAGACCUUGCCAAUCAGUUAGAAGUUAGAAGAUGUGGAUCACCCGGUUACUGA
Molecule: messenger RNA, 516 nt
Organism: Helianthus annuus (common sunflower)
Lineage: Eukaryota; Viridiplantae; Streptophyta; Magnoliopsida; Asterales; Asteraceae
Exons: 1
Coding region: 1-516 (171 amino acids)
Source: RefSeq, a predicted model, not a curated record